UGUCAUGGUGUAAUGCGUUCGCUCGCCAUUGACAUAAAUGACACGAUUGGAGAGAUGUUUGCGAUACUCAAGAUAUCAUGAGCAUUCCUCGCGUUCGUCUCAUCAUCGGCUGUGUAUGUCACAUAAACAGAAACUUGUUAUGAUACGCGCAAAAAAAAAGCUGCUUUUUGUAGCUGAACUGGUGCACACUUUCUGAGGUUAAAAAGAACCAGGUAUAUAACUGACUUGAUGUAAAAAAAGAGAGAGAAAGAGAGAAUUGAUGCAAGCUAGUGCAGUCAGAUGAGCUACAAAGAACAGACCAAAGAUCGCUUUCACUGCAGUAUUGCCGAGGACUAAUUGAGAGAUAAGCUCUCGAGUGUUUAUUAUAUUUCGCAGCUAUCUCCUAUUAGUCAUUAUCCGUAACAAUGGCGUGGACGAACUAUCAAUGUGUAUUAGCUAUACUACAAGUGGUCACAGGCUCAUUUAAUACCCUAUCAGUUAAAUUCGCAGACCAACAAAAAGUGCUUGACGAAAAUGGACAACCUAGACUCUUCAAUCAUCCUUUCAUGCAAUCGUCGUUUAUGUUCUUUGGAGAAUUUCUAUGUUUUUUAGCGUUCAAGUUUCUUUAUUAUUACUACAAUCGACGAAGUGAUGGUUCUGCGGAUAAUAAUGUGCUCACUAAGGGUACGAGAGUUUUCAAUCCCUUCAUCUUACUAAUACCUGCUAUGUGUGACAUGUUUGCAACAUCCAUAAUGUACAUUGGUCUGAAUAUGACUUAUGCAAGCAGCUUCCAAAUGUUGCGUGGAGCAGUGAUUAUCUUCACCGGAAUAUUUUCUGUUGCGUUUCUUCAUAGGAGAUUAGGAGCAUGGGAAUGGACGGGUAUCGUUUUUAUCAUAGGAGGUUUAGCAUGUGUCGGUGUCAGCGAUAUGUUAGUAACGGGCACCACCGUUACAGAUACGAACUCUAUACUUACUGGAGACUUGCUCAUUAUAUUUGCUCAGGUGAUAACAGCUGCUCAGAUGGUUGUGGAGGAAAAAUAUGUAGGAGGACUGGACAUACCUGCACUACAAGCUGUUGGAUGGGAAGGCAUCUUUGGUUUUAUUGGUAUAUGUCUUCUCAUGAUUCCUCUCAAUUACAUUAAGGUGCCACCACCAUUCUCAGACAAUUCACGUAACACACUCGAGGCUAGCGUGGAAGCUCUCAUCCAAAUUGGAAAUAGUAGCUAUUUAUUGAUAGCUGUCAUCGGCAUAGCAUUCAGUAUCGCUUUCUUUAAUUUUGCCGGUAUUAGCGUUACCAAGGAAAUAAGUGCUACAACGAGAAUGAUAUUGGACAGUGUUCGUACAUUCAUAAUCUGGGCUUUUUCUUUAGCAGUUGGAUGGCAAGUUUUCCAUUACUUGCAGGUUAUUGGCUUCAUAGUUCUCUUGAUUGGUAUGGCGUGCUACAACAACAUUGGCAUUCUGCAAUUAUUCAGACUACUUCGUAGUCGUUUGGGUCGUUUUAAUAUGUUACCUGGAAACAAAAAUCGUAUUAUUAAUAACGACGGUAUUAUUUAUGCCACCGGUAUUGUUAAUACCGCCGCAGAUGAUGUGCAAGAGACAAUAUGAGAAAUUGUUGACUACUGUACACUGCAACCAUUCUUAAAAAAAAAAAAAAAACUUUGAUUUUUUAUAAACAGACAAUCCUAAGAAUUCAUUGUAUCCUUUUCUUUUUGUUAUAUAGCUAACGUUUUUUAUGUAAAAUGGUCAUUGUAAAUAUGCUAUUAGACAAGAUAUCUGUUUAAAUUUCA
Molecule: messenger RNA, 1765 nt
Organism: Odontomachus brunneus
Lineage: Eukaryota; Metazoa; Arthropoda; Insecta; Hymenoptera; Formicidae
Gene: Tango9
Product: solute carrier family 35 member F6
Exons: 7
Coding region: 405-1583 (392 amino acids)
Biological process (GO): pyrimidine nucleotide-sugar transmembrane transport
Cellular component (GO): Golgi membrane; intracellular membrane-bounded organelle
Molecular function (GO): pyrimidine nucleotide-sugar transmembrane transporter activity
Source: RefSeq, a predicted model, not a curated record